AAGCAAUGAACACAGACGUAAGAAACGCCAGAAUGUAGACUACACACAGUUUGGUGGAGAUGUCCGAGCAGAUCGAGCAGAUAAGUUUGCCUCCUGGGUGGGAUUGCAAAUACGACCCACGAACGGGGCGAUACUACUAUGUGAACCUUUUCACGAAAAUGACAACAUGGGAGGACCCACGUGCAAGAAUCCGCCAAAUCCAAACUGGUGCUCCUCUGCAUAUCUCCAAUGAUAACGUUGCAGUGCAGCCAGUGCAUGGUUCUCCCUAUCAUGUUUACCCUUCGAGUAACUCGUUUUACCCAGCUCAGCAAGCUUUCCAGAAUCCACCUUCAGGUGUUCCCAGCCUAACAGCUAGUCCCAAUUUAGCUACCAAACUUCAGCAACAAAUCGAGUUAUCCCCCAUGCUUCGAUCUAGUCCACACACCCCAAGGAUGGGGCUUGGCCGGCAGGCAAUGCAGGAGACAUCGUUCUCUAACAACUGUAGUGCUGCCGAUACCGAUGCAACGGUUGCUAAAAUCAAUUCCAUGUUUCCAACCGUUCCGGAAACGCACAUCAGAAUGCUGCUCAAAAAAUACUAUAAUCGCGAGGCAGUCGUCAUAAGCGCACUGCAGGUGGAAAAACACCCCCUAACCACUCCGGGCCCUUACUCGACCCCUCCACUGACGCAGCGCCACUUCCACAACACGGCCAUGGGCGUGGUUUCGGCGUUCCAGAUGACGCCGGUGCUCGGUGGACGCAGUGAGGUUUCAACUUCGCGCACCGGAAGCCCUAUAGCGCGACCAGCGAGUUGCGCUAGCGGAAGCUAUUACGGCGGUUACCAGCAUGGAUCAUCACGCAGCAAUGGGAUCGACAUGCGGCAUAACUCGCCGAAACCGCACUCUUCGCCCAAAAUGAAGCUGAGGUACCUCAAAAGCUUCUUCCCCAAAGCGGAAGAAACGCUCAUCCUGGAUAUCCUGGCGAACGCAGAUAACAAUGUCCAGACGGCGUCACAACAAUUGAUCAAGUUGGGGUAUGAGAAACGUGAACAACUUCCAACUCAACGGGGAUCGUUCCGUAAAGACUCCGAAAAAGAGCAGCAAUCCGGUGAUGUUAAUCGAUCCGAUACUCCUACGCCUCCCGCAAAACCGAAGACACAGGACGAGAAGAAGAAAAUCAAGACACGUCUUCAGGCAAAAUAUAAGGAUAUCGCCGAACGCAUUAUUAUGAUGGCCCUGGAAAGCGUUGAUUACUCGGAAGAUCGAGCAAAGCAAAUAUUGAACAUUGUUAUUCAAGAGGACAGAGAAAAGAAAAAAUCUGUAAAAAUUGAUGCCCCGCUGAAGCCAGACGAGGACAAGGAGAACGCGCAAGCAAGUAGCGUUACGCCCAGCCACAGCAACGGCACUUCAGCCGCCCAUCUACGCCCCAAGAAAGGUAGCGUGGAUUCGGAUAAUCCGACUGGACAAGAAACCGAUGCGGGCAGUAGUGACCAGCAGGAUGAGACAACGGCGGACAACGAUAAUGAUGCAUCCAUCGAAAUCACCAACUCCACCAAUUCCACUGCAAUCAUUAAAGAUUCACCACAAUCACCACCAUCACUGUCACAACAGCACGAGAGUCGUGACCAUCAGCACCACCAGCAGCAGCAACAGCAGCAGGGUGGACGCACCGAGUUGAGCAAGAAUUCUACAAUUGCAACCGCGGCCGCUUCUUCACUCAAACAAUGUCGAGUUAGAGCAAAGAGUGAUCACGCAAAGUAUUCUAUUUUCAGAGGGUCUUCUUCCGAGGACGAACUGGAUGGACCGGGCGCUGCCGCAUCGUCCAAAUCGGACAAGCUCAACUUCAGUACCCCACGGAUUGUAACCAUGGGACCGAAUGCCAAGAUCUUCAGGGGGCCCAACGAUGAUCUACUGCUGGCGGACUACGUUACCUGGAACGGAGCCAACCCGGAUCUCGCGAAGGGAUCGCAGAAACUAGCGAAAGGACCUGACCGAUCGAUUCGUAUCGAACGAACGUACAAGGUACACGGACCUAACAGCGAACUGUGCAAGGGACCAUCGGGGCUGGCAAAGGGCAGUGUGUAUGGCCAGCUCAAGUGCAGUGCCAUGAAUGACGUCAAAUGCAACUAGGAGCGAGUCAGAAGCCGUUCAGAGCCUCGGCGUUCGGAAUCGUGCAAGUACUCCUACUAGCAGUAUAGUGUGGGCCUCGGCUGACUUAAUGUUCCAAAGCGUUCCAAAAAUACAAUCUGUGUGAUAAUUCUGAUGUUCUGCGAACUUUUCAAAUUCACUUACCAAACUAAAAGUUUAUAUUUAUAUACGAUGAAGAAAUAUCUAAUCCCGUAUGUCAAUCUAUAGUGUUCCUCGAUGGUACAAAUCCCAUGAUUACGGUAAACAGUAUUUAAGAAAUGUAUCGAUGAAAAUUACGAGCCUAAAAUAGUCAGCAAAAUUGAAGCACUUAAAAUAAACAGGUUCUUCAUAGUACA
Molecule: messenger RNA, 2458 nt
Organism: Toxorhynchites rutilus septentrionalis
Lineage: Eukaryota; Metazoa; Arthropoda; Insecta; Diptera; Culicidae
Exons: 10
Coding region: 60-2105 (681 amino acids)
Biological process (GO): cell migration; negative regulation of organ growth; regulation of DNA-templated transcription
Cellular component (GO): cytoplasm
Molecular function (GO): kinase binding; ubiquitin binding; molecular adaptor activity
Source: RefSeq, a predicted model, not a curated record